Molecule: messenger RNA, 1137 nt
Organism: Diplodia corticola
Lineage: Eukaryota; Fungi; Ascomycota; Dothideomycetes; Botryosphaeriales; Botryosphaeriaceae
Product: s-adenosyl-l-methionine-dependent methyltransferase
Exons: 3
Coding region: 1-1137 (378 amino acids)
Molecular function (GO): methyltransferase activity
Source: RefSeq, a predicted model, not a curated record
AUGGCUGCGUCGCCGACACGGCCCGCGAGCCACUGCCCUGGCCCUGAGCCCGCCCUGCCUCGUCAGUCCUCGCCGCUGCUCGAGCCCCUGCAGCACCACCUUGCCGGCCCGUCGCCCGACCAGCCCGCCGGGUUCCAGCUGCCAAGCUAUGCAUACCAGCUCCAUGUCGACAGCGCCCCCGUCCUCUCCGACGCCGAUUCCGCCCUGGGCUCGGCGGGCCCCGACUCCACAACCACCUCGCUCAACUCCGAGGUCGUCGACUAUCGCUACGAGCAUGGCCGUCGCUACCACUCUUUCAGGGAAGGCGCCUAUUGGCUGCCCAAUGACCAAGACGAGGCCGACCGCCUCGACCUCCAGCAUCGUGUCUGGCGCCUGUCUCUUGACGGCGCCCUGCACGCCGCCCCAGUUCCGCCCAAUGUGCACCAAGUCCUCGACGUCGGAACCGGCUCUGGCCUGUGGGCCAUAGAAUUCGCCGACGAGAAUCCCUCUGCCCACGUCACAGGCACCGAUUUGUCUGCCAUCCAGCCCGAGUGGGUACCACCGAACGUGACCUUUCUUGUUGACGAUGCGGAGAGCGACUGGGACAUUGACGGCAGGAAAUUCGACUUCAUACACGCUCGAAUGCUCUGUCUCGGCAUGCACAACUGGCGGCGCUUCAUCGAACAAUGCUACUGCCACUUGAAGCCCGGCGGCUGGCUCGAGCUGCAAGAGGGACAGCUGCCUACGAGAUGCGAUGAUGCCAGCGUGACAAGGGAUGAUCCAUUGCAAAACUGGUCGAUUCUGGUGCAUGAGGCAGCCGCCAAGUGCGGCCUUGACACAAUGGCCAGCGACAAGUUCCCCCAGCAGUUAAGGGACCAAGGCUUUGAAAAUAUAAAUGAACAAGUCGUCAAAUGGGCCGUCGGGGCUUGGCCGAAGGGCCAGAAGCAGAAGAUGCUUGGGCGGUGGACGUUCGAGAACUUGGGCCGGGGCCUCCAGGGAAUAAGCCUGGCGCUCCUGACCAAGGUUCUUGGCUGGUCGAAAGAAGCGGUUGAGCUCUUUCUUGUCAACGUACGACAAGACAUGAGUAAUCGUGAGAAGCAUUACUACUGGCAGAUGACUGUUCACUACGCGCAGAAGCCGCACAGCGAUGAUUCCUAA